Molecule: messenger RNA, 911 nt
Organism: Pistacia vera
Lineage: Eukaryota; Viridiplantae; Streptophyta; Magnoliopsida; Sapindales; Anacardiaceae
Exons: 1
Coding region: 127-732 (201 amino acids)
Source: RefSeq, a predicted model, not a curated record
ACCCAUUUCCCCCCACGUCUCUAUAUUCUCCAUUCUCUCAUUCAUCAACCGCCAUAACAUUUCAUCGCAUUUUCUUCUUCUUAAUUUCUCUCUGCUCAUUUCGUCUUGUCUGAAACUGGAAGGAAUAUGGGUGCUUGUUUCUCUUUAGUCAGGAGUGAGUAUGAAUCCGAAUCUGAAAGACCCACAACAGCCAGUGUUGUGUCUUUAAGGGGUGAUCUUCUUCAAUAUAAAGUUCCGAUCUCGGUUUCUCAAGUCCUCCAGGCUGACCCCACGGCUUCUAACUGUUUUCUCUGCAAUUCUGAUAGUUUGUUGUACGAUGAACACAUUCCGGCUUUAGAUUUGGAUGAAGAACUUCAGGCUAAUCAGAUUUACUUUGUUCUUUCUAACUCUAAGCUUCAAUACAAGUUGUCUGCAUCAGAUAUGGCUGCUUUGGCUGUGAAAGCUAGCGUUGCUCUUCAAAGUGGGUCUAAAAAGAAACGCCAUCGUCGUAAAAAGUCUCAAAUUUCUCCUGUUUUACCCGCCAAUCAAGCCACUAGUGUUUACAAAUUAGAUGGUACAGUAACUAAAAUAAUGAGCUUUGAUAAUAAGCCAGCUGCUGUACCUGAUAGUAUUCGUAUGUCAAGAUCUGGUUCUGUUAGAAAAUUACAAAGAUACACUUCUAGACGAGCUAAAUGGGCUGUUCGUUCUUUUAGGCUGAGGCUAGCCACCAUUUAUGAAGGGAGCGUUGCCUAGAAAUUUUUUGUUUUCUCUUCUUCAUGUUAAAUUUAUUCCUUUUUUUUUUUUCAACCUUUUGUAACUUCAUAUUAUCCCUGUAUAAAAGAAAACAGAGAUCGGAUUUAGUUGUAAGCUUCAACUUUAAUUCAAUCGUCCAUACAAAUAUAUAUGGAUUCCCUAGUUAAUUCUUUACCCUU